Molecule: messenger RNA, 1617 nt
Organism: Kwoniella shivajii
Lineage: Eukaryota; Fungi; Basidiomycota; Tremellomycetes; Tremellales; Cryptococcaceae
Product: ATP-dependent RNA helicase VAD1
Exons: 10
Coding region: 1-1617 (538 amino acids)
Biological process (GO): cytoplasmic stress granule assembly; negative regulation of translation; P-body assembly
Cellular component (GO): P-body; cytoplasmic stress granule
Molecular function (GO): mRNA binding; RNA helicase activity; ATP binding
Source: RefSeq, a predicted model, not a curated record
AUGGCUUCCUCAUCAACAUCGAAUCAGGACUGGAAGCAAGGGCUUGUUGCCCCUCCCAAGGAUUUACGCCCUCAGACUGAGGAUGUCACCGCUACUCAAGGGUCAUCAUUCGAUGAUUUCGAUUUACGAAGAGAACUACUCAUGGGUGUUUACACUGCUGGAUUCGAAAGACCUUCCCCUAUUCAAGAACAAGCUAUCCCAAUGGGAUUGACCGGCCGAGAUAUCUUAGCUCGAGCGAAGAACGGUACAGGAAAGACCGCAUCAUUCAUCAUCCCCACACUUAAUCGAAUCAACACAAACCACUCACAUAUCCAAGCAGUACUCCUCGUCCCCACCCGAGAAUUAGCAUUACAAACAUCACAAGUAUGCAAAACACUCGGAGCUCAUAUCCCAAAUUUACAAGUCAUGGUCACAACGGGAGGAACAACGUUAAGAGAUGAUAUUUUACGAUUGCAAGAACCAGUACAUAUAUUAGUUGGUACACCUGGACGUAUUUUGGAUUUAGGUGGUAAAGGUAUAGCAGAUUUAAGGAAAUGUGGUAUAUUUGUGAUGGAUGAAGCAGACAAAUUAUUAAGCGAGGAAUUCACUCCUGUCAUAGAACAACUGUUGGCUCUCUGUCCUCAAGAAAGACAAGUCAUGCUGUUCUCAGCUACUUUCCCUUGGAACGUGAAGGAAUUUUCAGACCGACACAUGGUGCAACCAUUCGAGGUCAACUUGAUGGACGAACUGACGCUAAAAGGUGUCACACAAUAUUAUGCAUAUGUAGAGGAAAGACAGAAAGUGCACUGUCUCAAUACGCUGUUCUCCAAGCUACAAAUCAACCAAUCUAUCAUAUUCUGUAACUCAACGAACCGAGUCGAACUUCUCGCAAAGAAGAUCACUGAACUCGGCUAUUCAUGUUUCUACUCUCAUGCCAAAAUGCUUCAAGCACAUAGAAAUAGAGUGUUCCACGAUUUUAGAAAUGGAAUGACACGUAACCUGGUCUGUUCAGAUCUCUUGACUCGUGGUAUCGAUAUCCAAGCUGUGAAUGUUGUCAUCAACUUUGAUUUCCCUCGUACUGCCGAGUCAUAUCUCCAUCGAAUCGGUCGAUCCGGUCGUUUCGGUCAUCUUGGUCUUUCCAUCUCCCUUUUGACUCUCGAGGACAGACACAAUCUUUAUCGAAUUGAAUCUGAAUUGGGCACAGAAAUCGCUCCCAUCCCCGCGGAUAUCGAUCCCGUACUAUAUGUAGCUCCGUCAAUGCCUGAUGAGCCAUCACCCCCACCUCGACCGGCAGCAAUCAAAGCCGCUCAAGCACCUUCCAAGCCCGCUGUCCCCCAACAAGCAUACUCUCAGCCUCCCGUUCAACAGCAACGAAUUCCUCAAGCUGAUUCUCCUGUACCUCAACAACAACAAGAUGGUGUGACUGCUCAAAACGGUGGUCAAGAUGGUCGAGGUGGUAGACCUAACAAUGCGCCUCGAGCGCCUAAUCCUAAUGGUCGAGGUGGACCACCAGGCUCAGGAAGAGGUGGUGUGCCAGGAGGCAGGGGUGGGCGUGGUGGCGGAAGAGGUGGACGAGGAGGAGCACCAAGUCAGCCAGGUCAAAGCGGACCUGGUGCUUCACCCGCGACUAGGGCGUAG